Racocetra persica is the source of this 333-nucleotide messenger RNA. The record is from the annotation of a GenBank genome assembly. Lineage: Eukaryota; Fungi; Glomeromycota; Glomeromycetes; Diversisporales; Gigasporaceae.
CUAACACUUGAUGAGAAGAAGGAGGUAUACGUAUUGUUGAUAAAAGAACAAUUAAUUAGAACCGGAAGAUAUAAGAAACUCCAUUUCAUCGUUCGAUGUAUAUUCAACCAACCAUGUUAUAUGGUCCGUAAAACAGAAGUCAAAGAAUUCAAUCAAAUAUUAGAAAAAGAGCCAAAAGAAGUCAUUGGAUUCCUGAACGAUCUUAUCGACACCAUUUCUGAAGUCAAAGAAAGCAAUGAACAAAAACUGAAUAUUUUACUAGGAGCGUUUGAAAACAUUAUAAAUAUUCAAAAAGACAUCCUUGAAGUAUUUAAAAAAAUGGUGGAUGAGUGA